Molecule: messenger RNA, 840 nt
Organism: Mustela erminea (ermine)
Lineage: Eukaryota; Metazoa; Chordata; Mammalia; Carnivora; Mustelidae
Product: brain acid soluble protein 1-like
Exons: 3
Coding region: 1-840 (279 amino acids)
Source: RefSeq, a predicted model, not a curated record
AUGGAGUUGAACAGGGGCCAGGGAAGGGGAGGAGGAGCAGAGAGCGGGGACAAAGGGACCAAAGAGGAGAUUCAGAUGAAGGGAAGUAAUGGGGAGGAAAGAGAAGAAACUCGAGAUGACAGGCAUGUAGAAAGGAAAAGGGAUGAAAUCCCCACCAAGACAGUGGGAGAACAAGGCCGGGAGAAAUCCUGGAAGCUGAAGUCUGAGGAGGAUUUCAAAUUCAAGUCAGAGAUGAAAGAAACAUCUGGACUCGGUCCUCGGAACAAAAGCGGCGGGGCCACGGCACGGGAGGAGGGAAGGGGGUCCUCAGCAGGCGCACGUGGGGGUGCCAAACGAUGGGGGCUAGCGCGCCCGCUGGCGGGGGCGGGGGGCAGCUGGCGCAACGCCAUCCGCGGCCCAAAGCCGUUAGGACCCGGGUGCGUCGGGGCAUCCGGGGUGGUCCCGGUGCCCCGGGGGUCGCGAGAGGCUGGGCCCCGACACCCCCGCGAGCUCGCGGCCGCGCUUCCCGCUCCAGGUGAGGGCGCGGCGCGGUGUCACUUUACCUGCGCGCAGAGGGUCGUCCGGAGAAGCCAUGGGGCGGGGAGGGGCAGCCGGCCGCUCGAGCGGGAGGGCGCGGCCUCGGGGGCUGGGCUGGAGCGCGGGAGAGCUGGGGCGGCGAGUCCGGGGGGUCCUGCAGUCCCGACCGGGCCGCAGCACAGCACCGCGGCGCUGCGCGCCCCUCCUCCAGCAGCCCCUGCACCUCCUCCCAGACUCUCCGCCGCGACCUCCGCUAGCUCACUUCCCGCGUGGGCAAUUAGCAAAGCCCCUUCUCCUCGCUGCCCCUGCCCCCCUCCCUCCUGA